Cryptomeria japonica (Japanese cedar) is the source of this 366-nucleotide messenger RNA. Its product is annotated as chaperone protein dnaJ 20, chloroplastic-like. Lineage: Eukaryota; Viridiplantae; Streptophyta; Pinopsida; Cupressales; Cupressaceae. The transcript has a single exon. The record is from RefSeq and is a predicted model, not a curated record. Bases 1 to 366 code for a protein of 121 amino acids.
AUGACUUUGUAUGAUGUGUUGUGUGUUCCACAGAGCGCUGAAUUGGGUGAAGUGAAGAAAGCGUACAGGGAGAAGGUCAGAAUUUACCACCCUGAUAUCUGCCCGGCUGAGGAGAAAGAGAAAUCCAGCAAAAUGUUUCUUCUAGUACAGGAAGCUUAUGAGACUCUGUCUGAUCCAAUGCUAAGGGUUGAUUAUGAUUUAAAGCUUCUUUUGAAUCCUAAGUUAUUGUUGUCACAGAGGAGAAAUGUGAAGCAGAAGAACUGGGCAGAGCAGAUUGAAAGUCUUAGAAUGAGGUCGAGGAGUGGUGAGAGGAAGACCUGGGGAGAAAAAAUGCGGCGCUCCAGAGAAGAAAUGGCGGCGCAUUGA